GAUAUGCAUGAGAUUGAGAGGAGACAUGAGUCGCGGUCUCUUCAGACAGAGGGUAAAGAGAUAUAGGGGGGGAAGGGAAGGGGGUGUAGUUAUAGAGACACACUCAGAUGUAUCUAUAUAUCCGUUUGACAUGCAUUUGCAUUUGCAUGUACUUGUCUGUGUGAUAUAAAAGAGGGAAAAGAUAUUGGAAUUUCCAUCAAUUUUCUCUUUCAAUCUCCGGAAACCCCGAAGAUUAGUUAAAGAUCCAUUUUUCAUUGUUGUUUCCGUCUCUUUUUUUCUUUGUUGCUUCAAUUUCGAACAUCAUUAGUGUUUCUUGUUUUCAGGAAAUUUUGAUAAUUUCUUGACUUUGGGCUCUAUUUUUGUAUAAAUUAGCUUAAAGAUCCCAACUUUAUCGCUCUGUAGUUUGGUUUAAAUUAUAAAUUUUUAAAAAUAAAUAAAUGGCGAAUGCAUCUGGGCUGUUGAGUCCAGCGGUUGCGCCCAGUGUGAGGAGGAGAUUGAAUCCACCUAUAGGCGUUUUUCAAUCUGGGUCUUGGUUCUCUGAGGGUGUUUCCAGGAGAAUAGUGUGUUCCAGCACUGUUCAGGGUGCAGAGAAGCUUUCCCCUUCUAAAUCUGGAGUGCCCAGGCUUGUCAGCAGAGGCUGCAAGUUAGUUGGAUGUGGCUCUGCAGUGCCACGUCUUCAGAUAUCCAAUGAUGAUCUCUCGAAAAUCGUCGACACUUCUGAUGAAUGGAUAUCUGUUCGAACUGGAAUUCGAAAUCGAAGAAUACUUUCUGGAAAAGAUAGUUUGACGGAUCUCGCUGCAGAGGCAGCAAAGAAAGCUCUUCAGAUGGCAGAGGUUGAUCCUGAUGAUGUGGAUCUCGUGUUGUUGUGUACUUCAACUCCAGAGGAUUUGUUUGGUAGUGCUCCACAGAUUCAAAAAGCGCUUGGAUGCAAAAACAAUCCAUUAGCUUAUGACAUUACUGCUGCCUGUAGUGGUUUUAUAUUGGGCCUAGUUUCAGCCUCUUGCUACAUUAGAGGGGGUGGCUUCAAUAAUGUUCUGGUGAUUGGUGCUGAUGCUCUAUCUCGCUAUGUCGAUUGGACUGACAGAGGAUCCUGUAUCCUCUUUGGUGAUGCUGCCGGUGCUGUGUUAGUACAGGCAUGUGAUAGUGAAGAGGAUGGAUUAUUUGCUUUUGACUUGCAUAGCGAUGGUGAAGGGCAGAGACACUUAAGAGCUACCAUGAACGAGAAUGAGAAAGAUCAUGAGUUGGGCACAAACGGUUCGCUCCUAGGACUUCUACCCAAAGGGUCCUCAUACUCGUGUAUCCAGAUGAAUGGAAAGGAGGUGUUCCGCUUCGCCGUUCGUGUUGUCCCACAGUCGAUUGAAUUAGCUCUCGAGAAGGCAGGUCUACCAGGAUCCAGUAUAGACUGGUUGCUUCUUCAUCAGGCAAACCAAAGAAUCAUAGAUGCAGUAGCCGCACGUCUAGAACUCCCUUCGGAACGUGUGAUAUCUAACCUGGCAAACUAUGGCAAUACGAGCGCUGCAUCCAUCCCAUUAGCGUUGGACGAAGCUGUACGCAAGGGGAAGGUAAAAGCCGGUCAUAAGAUAGCUACUGCCGGUUUUGGAGCCGGGCUUACAUGGGGCUCAGCGAUCAUUAGAUGGGGAUGAUUGAAAGACGAACACCCCGGUCUGAAAUUUUCUGAGUUUGUAUUAUUCAAAUUUGUCCGAUAACGAAUCGUGCAAGGACAGCUCUUUGUGUUCAGUUGUAGUCUUAUGAUUUUUUCUUGCUUGUAAUGUUUAUUGUAUUGUUGAGGUGGGAAUUAUGCAGGAAACAUGUAAUGAACUUGCUAUAUUUACAUGUAUUUCGACUAGGAUGAAAUAUGGAUGUAGUUUUUAAAGGCUGAUGAUUUACUUCUGGAAAAAUUCUUCCACAAAUUUGUUGGGAGAAAUGAGAGA
Sesamum indicum (sesame) is the source of this 1931-nucleotide messenger RNA. Its product is annotated as beta-ketoacyl-[acyl-carrier-protein] synthase III A, chloroplastic. Gene Ontology annotation, biological process: fatty acid biosynthetic process. NCBI's taxonomy places the organism in Eukaryota, Viridiplantae, Streptophyta, Magnoliopsida, Lamiales, Pedaliaceae. The record is from RefSeq and is a predicted model, not a curated record. Gene Ontology annotation, molecular function: 3-oxoacyl-[acyl-carrier-protein] synthase activity. Gene Ontology annotation, cellular component: chloroplast.